Messenger RNA from Amorphotheca resinae ATCC 22711, 1969 nucleotides. RefSeq lists its product as hypothetical. The coding region runs from base 87 to 1916 and encodes 609 amino acids. The record is from RefSeq and is a predicted model, not a curated record. The transcript is spliced from 3 exons. Lineage: Eukaryota; Fungi; Ascomycota; Leotiomycetes; Helotiales; Amorphothecaceae.
CUCGGCGCCCUCGUUGCACCGCAAGACAGCUCAUCGGGUAACAAUGUGAGCAGAACAACAAGCAGUUCGUGAUACAAUCGUGGCCAAUGGGGAUUCCUCACUUGACCACCUUCUUGCGACCGUAUGCGAGCUUGGAGUCGCUGGUCGGACAAGCUGCCGUGAUCGACGGCCCUGCUUUAUGUUAUCACAUCUACUACCUCUGCUUGAGCCAGAGACCCUCUGCGCGGAAUGCUUUCGAGGCGGCGCCUUCAUAUGAAGAACUCGGGAACGCAGCUAUCCAGCGGCUUAAUGGACUACGGGAGAGUGGUGUGUCUAUCCAGAAGAUUUAUUUCGAUGGCUACCUGCCGCCUUCGAAGCUUGAGGUCAGGUUGGAAAGACUGAGAGGACUGACGAAACGGUUGAAUGAUUACUAUCAAGCAAAUCCAGUACCUUGCCGGCUUGCCAUUGUCGCUGGAGAAACUGACCCUGGAUAUCUAUUUGCUCGUGAAUCUAUCCGCUCGAGCCUAACGACACUUCCUCCAAACCCGUUCUUGGUCCCAGCAAUUAUUGAUGCCUUGGGAAGGUCGGAACGAUAUAAAUCUCUGGCCGAAGUCGUUCCUGGCGAGGCAGAUCUAUACUGUGCCAGAUACUCGAAGCUUAGCGGCACAAUCAUUUUCACCGGAGAUUCCGACCUUCUCAUCCAUGAUCUAGGUGCAGAUGGAGCCGUCAGUUUUUUCAAAGACAUCGAAGCUUCGCUUGACAGUGAACCUCUCACUCUGCGUAGCCUUGUUUAUCAUCCGGCAACUAUUGCUGGACGGCUAACCCUGCCAAAGCCUCAUGGAUUACAUGCUCUGGCUUUCGAGCUUAUCAAGGAUAGCCAUGGCACUUUCAAGAAGUUACUAGCACAGGCAACUACACUAAAAGCCAUCAAUGCUGACGAAUGUGAGUAUGUGGAAUUCAGCAAGGAGUACAAAUCUCUCCCGCUGGACCUCACACCUGACCGCAGUGAAUUCUCGCCGAGAUUCUUGGAAGUCCUGCAAAAGUUGGAUCCUAGAAUUUCUGAGUAUGUCAUGCAGUUCCCCAGUCUUGCCAAAUGCGCUGGUAGAACACCAACGGCAGCCAAAUCCGAGAUGGACUCCCGUCACGUUUUCCUUCCAUUCCUUCUUGAUUGUCCUGCUCGCACUAACGCCUGGGUGGUGUCGACCUCUUUACGACAAUUGGCAUAUGGGCUCAUCAAAAACAUUGUUCCAAAAGCCGAACAACAGUUCGACGUCUUCGAGCACAGAAGGCAGAGUAAUAUAAAUGGGAAGGGGGUUCAGCUUCCAAAUCUCGAGAAUAUUCCUGAAGCUUGCGUAGCUCUUGUAAACCUCAUUGAUAAAAUUCAUUUGAAACUUCCCGCACUUUCUCUUCUUGACCGAUGGAUAGCUUUCAUCGUGUGUCAGGAUGUUGAGUGGUCAUCCUCCGUUGGAAGAGCUGUACUCAGCAAUUGCGUUUCUCAGGGAUCACUCAAUGUUGAUCUCGGACCGAGUGAUUCUAGACAUUGCAAUUGGGAUAUUAUCCAAUUCCUAGCUCAAGUACAGAGCACAUUUUACUCUCUCAGAAUGCUUCAACAAAUUAUUAGACUUUCGGUUUUUCAUCAUGACAGCACUUCAUGUCCAGAAGUAAUGACCAUGCUGCACCAUCGUCUAGAAACUCUUCCACAGUUGGGUGAGAUCCCGGACCUUAGAUCUGUGGCUUCGCUCGUCGGCAAAAUUAGGGACAUGAGUAUGGUGAAAGCGGCUUAUGAGAUACUAGGAAUUGAGGAUGAGAAGUCUCCUGAACUUCAAGAAUCCUCCAAGAGGGCAAAGAAAAAGCGAAGAAUGGGUGAAGGCCAAACUCAGCCUUCGAAUAGCAAGAAAAAGUUGAACAAUCCUUUUGCAUUACUAGAUGCUGAGUGAACUUGAAGGCACUACCGGGAGUAGUUGGUCUGGUACUCAUCAUUUCUCAAGUU